AUGUCGUUCCUGAGAAUACCAAAUCCUGUCUUCUUUCUACCUAUAUUAGGGUGUCUAACAUACCCAGCCUUUGGGGAGCAAGCGUGCGAAGCAUCUUCAUUCCAGGAUUUGAAGCUAUACGGCGGUCAAAUUCUCAACAUCACAACAAAAACACACGUCAACCUGUCAUUCGAAGCUCCCGCUGAGCAAAAUCAUUACGCUGUCACUGUGAACGGCCUGAACGCUUGCGAAGUCACUAUUACAUACACACAUCCCGGAUAUAAUGACACCAUCAAUACCGUCAUCUGGCUGCCUUCUACUGAAAACUGGACUGGAAGGCUUCUAGGCGCUGGUGGUGGGGGUUGGGCGACAGGACCUGAAACUAAUACCACGCUUCUAUGGGCAGCUAGCGAGGGGUUUGUUGCCAUUGCGACAGAUGGAGGUCACAUCGGUAAUGACAUAAGCUGGUCGCUCGUCAGUCCUGGCAAUAUCAAUUGGGUAUUGUUGGAAGAUCUAUCUUCGGUUGCGCUAGAUGAUCUCGCCACGCUUGGAAAGGCGGUCGCGCAUUCCUACUACGGUAGAGUACCAAGCUACAGUUACUGGAAUGGAUGUUCCCAGGGUGGCAGGCAAGGUUAUAUGAUGGCUCAAAGGUAUCCAAAUCAAUAUGACGGUAUCCUGGCAACUGCUCCAGCCAUAUACUGGAACGAGUUGAUGAUGCAACUCAUCUGGCCGCAGGUUGUCAUGAAUGAGAAUGGAUUUCCAUCCCCACAGGAGUUCGAGGCUAUAAAUGUUGCUGCCACCGAAGCCUGCGAUGGGCUAGAUGGACUAAAGGAUGGCAUUAUCUCGUUACCCCAAGAAUGCACUUUUGACCCAAUGACCGUUGUUGGCAGACAAUACAUUUGUCCGUCUACGAACCAGAGCAUGACGAUCACAACCAUGGUAGCCACGGUAGCCAAGAUGAUAUGGCAGGGUGCUACGACAACCGAAGGCCAUUUUCUUUGGUACGCUGGCAACAUCGGCGCCACAUUUGCUGGCCUCGCUUCAACAACGUGUAAGAGCAACAAUACAUGUGUCGGUGUACCGUUUGUCGUACCCCAGACAUGGAUUACCGACUUUGUUCUGCGGGAUCGUGAGUACGAUACUGGAGGACUCAAUAUCUCGUAUUUCGAAGAGCUCUUCUACCAAGCUGUGGACCGUUAUGAUUCCAUCAUCGGAACGGCGAACUCGAACCUCGAUGGAUUUCGCAAAGCGGGUGGCAAGCUUCUCUCAUGGCACGGACUUGCUGAUCAGGCCAUCGCGCCUGACGCGACUGCGCAUUACGCGCAGCAGGUCAACGAGCGUGAUGCGAAUGCUAGCGAUUACUAUCGAUACUUCGAGGCGCCAGGUGUCGAUCAUUGCGGCGGUGGACUGGGCUGGUAUCCUGGAGACGGUCUUAAGGCUCUCAUUGACUGGGUAGAGAAGGGUGUGGCACCCGACACGCUUCAGGCGGAGACAACAAUGGGCAGGAAGGCGGAACUUUGCUUAUGGCCGAAGCACAUGGUAUAUGUUGCUGGAAGUCCCAAUGAGGCAGCAUCGUUCGUAUGUCAAUAG
Alternaria arborescens is the source of this 1569-nucleotide messenger RNA. Its product is annotated as putative feruloyl esterase. Bases 1 to 1569 code for a protein of 522 amino acids. Lineage: Eukaryota; Fungi; Ascomycota; Dothideomycetes; Pleosporales; Pleosporaceae. The transcript has 2 exons. The record is from RefSeq and is a predicted model, not a curated record.